AUGUAUGGUUGGCUGCUUGAAAGUGUCCAGCAUUUUAUUGUGCAAGAAUGUGGGGAAGAAAUAUGGGAAACGAUACUUCGCGAGUCUGGAGCCAGAAAUACUGUAUUCGGCGCUACCCAGCAAUAUCCAGACGCUCUUAUGCUAAGAAUAGCGUGCGCCUUGGCUCGACUUGUAAACUUGGAUCCCAAUAGUCCAACUACAUCAACACCAGCCAGUCCAACACCUAGGAAAACAUCUUUGAAAUCCAAACAAAGCUGGCGAAGCCUGUCUGUCGACGCAGAUAACAGGAACCAAACCUUCAAAUGCCCUUUCACCGCUAACAAUGCAUUGGCGGCUGCAACUAAAAAAGAAAUAGCUUCGUAUAAUCCAGCUGAAGAAAUAACAGUGCCUAUCAAAAGACCCAUUUCUACAGAAAGGAUCAACGAGGGGGAAGAACUAAAAGUAACAAAUAUCAAAAAUAUAUACAGAAGAAGUCUGGCUAUAAAUCUAGAACGUAACACAUUCAAAGAAGCUCCAGAGAAAAUUCUAGAAGUCGACGAUGACACAGAUGUCAAAUGCACCCCGGAAUCCAUGCCUACAUCUCCAAAAUCUGACAACUUUAAUAUGGGUCCUGACAAAAAACAGAUGGCUAGAAGGACUAGUUGUACCGUAGCUUUAGAUGUAUACAGAAGAAGAGGUUCUGGUUUAGGAUCCAGGCCACGCUUGAACAGUCUUAAUCUUAUCCAUGCAGAAAAAUUAAAUUCUAAUCGGGAGAGAUUUGGAACGCCUGAGAAAGUUAUGCAUUUCUUUGGCAGAUGCUUUGUAAAAUUCUUCAGUAAUUAUGGGUACGACACAAUGAUCCGCGCCACUGGACGCUACUUCUGCACGUUUCUGCAAUCCGUGGAUAGCAUUCAUCAACGCAUGCGCUUCACAUUCCCACGCAUGCGAUCUCCCAGCAUGCAACUUACACGCGCUCAUAGACUGGGCGCAGAACUAGUUUACAGCAGUGGUAGAACCGGUUUUACCCAUUAUUUGAUGGGACAACUGUACGAAAUAGCGGAAGACAUUUUCUCACUUAAACUCAAAGUGACCAUCGUAAACGAGAGCAUGGAAGGAAACUACUACGUGGCGGUUUUACGUCUCGAAUUUGACAACAAUGAUUAUGUUCAAUCUCUCAUGAUGCGCAAAACCUUGCCAUGUUUGCUGCCAUCAGUUCCAGCGUCAUUACUGCUACAACUCUUUCCAUUUGGUGUGCUACUAAAUCGGAAGAUGAAAAUACUGUUAGCGGGAGAAAAGCUCGCAGCAGCGUGGGGAGGACCAGGACAUAGAUUGGUGCAAUCGUCCGUUUCUGAAAUACUUCGUUUGAGGAAACCAAAAAUAUCUUUUACGUGGGACAAGGUCGUUUGCAAGCAGACGAUGCUAUUUGAACUAGAGCUGGUGCGAUGGAAGGCCCGAUGUGUAAACGACGCGCGUCGCGGUUCACAAGGAGCUCGCUCGAUCCUGCUCAAAGGACCAAUCUACUUGUUGGAAGAGAUCGACGCUCUAAUCUUCCUUUGCAGUCCCAUAUUCAACGAUUUAGAUGAAUUAAGACAAGCGGGUUUAUACCUGGCUGACCUGAACGGCCACGGACUAUCCAAGGAAAUGCUACUCCACGGUUGGCAGCAUCUUUCGCGAUUAGAGCUAAUGUUUGAAAAAGCAGAAAGCAGGAGCUUAUCUCUCGAGAAAUCAUGUCGGUUGUUGGACCAGUGGAAGAAGAGAAGCGAUCAACUCCUCUAUUCCAUGAUACCAAAAGCAAUCGCCGACCAUUUAAGAGCUGGAAAGGAUCCGAUGGCUGCUUGUCAGGCGUUCGAGUCGGUGACAAUAAUGUUCUGCGGCGUGCAGCUGUCGGAGGCGGGCACGCGCGCCGGCGUCACGCACACCGUAGCCUGCAUGAACGACGUCUACUCCAAGAUCGACAGGCUCCUCGACACGCAUCGAGUGUAUAAGGUGGAGACGGUGGGCACGGUGUACAUGCUGGUAUCGGGCGCGCCGGAGCGACGCCGUGGACACGCCGCCGCCGCCGCCAGCGCCGCGCUGGCCGUCGCGCGCGCCCUGCCCAAGCUUACCAUAGGUGUGCACACUGGACCGUGCGUGGCUGGAGUUCUAGGCCGCCGCUUGCCGCGCUACUGUCUCGUUGGAGAUACAGUGAACACUGCCAGUCGGAUGCAAACAACUUCCGAGCCUGGGCGUAUUCAAAUUUCCGCUCAGACAGCAGCGGAACUUCCCGCUGGCAGAUUCAGACUUAGACGAAGAGGACUUAUCAAAGUUAAGGGCAAAGGCAUGAUGGAAACGUUCUGGUUAGAAGGCGAAGUGGAAGAAGAAGAACAAGAUGAAGCACUAUUGCUAUUCUCAAUGCUCUGCGGAGAUGAUUAA
Parnassius apollo (apollo) is the source of this 2391-nucleotide messenger RNA. The record is from the annotation of a GenBank genome assembly. NCBI's taxonomy places the organism in Eukaryota, Metazoa, Arthropoda, Insecta, Lepidoptera, Papilionidae.